This is a messenger RNA of Cercospora beticola, 1637 nucleotides long. Its product is annotated as seipin. Gene Ontology annotation, biological process: lipid droplet organization; lipid storage. Lineage: Eukaryota; Fungi; Ascomycota; Dothideomycetes; Mycosphaerellales; Mycosphaerellaceae. The record is from RefSeq and is a predicted model, not a curated record. Gene Ontology annotation, cellular component: endoplasmic reticulum membrane.
CAACCAUCCAUGAACAUGUGAAUGCACGACACCACGCGCAAGGUGGCAUGAUGGCCUCUCGAACACGCCGAAAGUACUCGGAGGAUGAGUUCGACGACGAUGACGAGCGACCACGGGGCCUGAUCGGCGCAGUCAAAUCCGCCCUCCUACGUCCCAUCCGACCCUUCGUUUCACGCACCGCUCUCCGGGCCUACCUAACCACGUUCCUUGUAUUCGCGACGACCCUUGUCCUCUUCGCCCUGGCAGUCACUGCCUACGCUCUGUUCUACUGGUCCUACAUCCCGCGCAUCGGCUUCGAGCGUACGAUCCACCUCCAGUUCGAUAAUGUCUACAAAUCGCACGACGAAUUGCACCGGAAUGUCAUCACGCGCACAAAAGAGCACCCUUAUCCUCAUGGAACUGUGAGCCUGACGCCGGACCUCAUCGGUGGUCAGGGAUAUGAUGUUGUCGUCGAGCUGGAUAUGCCGAGGACGAUGGACAACAGAGAGGCAGGCAACUUCAUGUUGGAAGUGACAAUGUACUCUGCUGGAACUGUAGCCGACCAGAUUGUUGAUGCCGCGAGGUCAGCAGUGUCACCUGACAGCACGAAAGAUGGCGCGGGCAGCGUGGUAGCUGUUUCCAGACGGCCAGCAAUGGUGCCCUACAGGAGUUGGAUAGUGGACGCCAUCCAGACCGCGAAGAGUCUGCCGUGGUACUUCUUCAACCUCAGGGAAGAGAAGGACAAGUUGCGCGUGCCGAUAUUCGAGAAAGCGGUCUUUGCUAGGGGCUCGGCUGGCUUGCCUGCGACUCUACGUCUCGAGGUACAAAGCACGCACCGAUUGCAGAUCUACAGCGCCGUGGCACACUUUCGAGCGCGAUUCACGGGCCUCAGGUGGUUCAUGUACAAUCAUCGCAUAAUCUCUGCGGCGAUUUUCAUCACCGCCUUCUGGACCACAGAGCUGGUCUUUUUCGCAUUGGCGUGGGGUGUCGUAUCAUUCUAUAUCUCUGGACAGCAAGAGCCAGGAGAGGUGAAGGCAGAGCUGCCGGACGACAAGACAACGGUCAAACGUGAGGAGGAAGACGAAUCUAAGCCGGCACUAUCGGACACCGAACGCACUUUCCCAACAUUGGGUGGCCAAGCGCCAUUGCGUUACAUCCCUCCUGUGAAUGGCAUCAAGCAAGAAGAGGAAGACGAAGAGUCAGCUCUGCGUCCAGUGACACCCGCGGCGGAAGCUGAUGACGAAGACGAAGAUGUCGAUUUUUUCGACUCUGGCAUUGGAACAUCGAUGGAAUCAAGCAAUCCCAGCAGAAGAGAUAGCAUGCGAAGGAGACGGGGCAGGCUCAACGAGAGACCUGAUGCGGAUAAAGCGUACUAGGAGGCUUUCGAGUACAUAUUCAACUCUGAGGAUAGCAGUCGGAUGCGGCAGCACAGCACGAUACAGUGAAGCACUCAAAGUGGUUUGAUGUACACGGACGGCGAUUGUUGGAGGUCGAAUUGCACUGUCAAGGUCUGCAAAUACUGUACCUGGGAAGCUCUUCCAAAUGUGUUCUGCUUCGCGACAAUUCUCUGCUGUACCUUCCAUAAAAAGUCGCAUGAUCUAUUGAUGAUGCUCGCCUGCCGCAAGGGCCUCGCUUCAAGUGCCCAAGCUCUCUCGUCG